Molecule: messenger RNA, 894 nt
Organism: Brettanomyces nanus
Lineage: Eukaryota; Fungi; Ascomycota; Pichiomycetes; Pichiales; Pichiaceae
Exons: 1
Coding region: 1-894 (297 amino acids)
Biological process (GO): regulation of cyclin-dependent protein serine/threonine kinase activity
Cellular component (GO): cyclin-dependent protein kinase holoenzyme complex; nucleus
Molecular function (GO): cyclin-dependent protein serine/threonine kinase regulator activity; protein kinase binding
Source: RefSeq, a predicted model, not a curated record
AUGUCUGAAGCUGAAGUUCUUGAUGUUUUCCUCAACUCUCCCGUCACUCAGGACAUGAUUCACCAUUUGGUGAACGUGACCCUUCAGAUUCUUCCUUGUGAAUCUUCUAAAACAAUCACCCAACAGCUUCCGUCUCCUCCCAAUUCACCUCCUGUUUUCAAGACAAAGUCUUUGCCUAGUUUAAUGACUUUCAUAUCCAAACUGGUCAGAUAUACAAACGUUUAUACCGGUACCUUGAUGGCUACCAUAGUCUAUAUGAAUCGGUUGAAGUCCAGACUUCCUCAGGAUGCUCAAGGUGUCGCCUGUACUAGACAUCGUAUAUUUUUGGCAUGUCUUAUCAUUGCAUCCAAAUAUUUCAACGAUUCGUCUCCCAAGAAUAAGCACUGGAGUAGAUAUACUGAUGGUCUUUUCCGUAAAGAGGAUGUUAAUCUUAUGGAAAGACAGCUACUAAUGCUCCUGGAUUGGGACCUCAAAGUUGAAACUGAUGAAUUAACUGCUGUUUGGAAACGGUUCUUAGAUCCGAUCAGAUUGGAUCUGAGAAGACAGUCCAGAAUGAGAAAUUCCUUGGCAAGAGGUACAUUGGUGAACUCUACCCAGACUAUUUCGAUGCCAAAGCAAAGAGCCAAAGAUACCCAUGCCACAGUCUCCCGGAGGUCCUCUUUCAGUUCGACAUUCUCUAAUACCGAGGAAACUCACUCGAGAAAUUCUUCUGUGUCAAGUAUUUCGUCGAAUGGCUCUUCAUAUUCUUCUGGUAAAUACGUGAAGAACGCUAAUUACUGCCACAGCGUGGGUUGUGGUGGACCAGUUUUAAUGUCUAAUUACUUGGACACAUGCGCUAUUAGGGAGCAACAACAGCUCAAUGAUCUAAUGAGGCAAUACUGUAGUUACGUAUAA